GCCUGGUCUGAGAACUGGGGAGGGCUGAGGGAUGGAGAGAGAGGGAAAGCAAGGGUUGUUUGAAGUUAGAGAGGUCUAAAAUUGCCUGCGUUGUACCAGAGCGGGAGACGACCAGCGACUCGUACACACACCCGCACAAUCCUGACCUCCAUCGGCUCCUCCUCCCCCGCCCCUUCACCCUCAAUAAAAGCCGAGGUUUUCUCUCUGUCCAGAUCUCACUUUCUAUCACUGGGGUUGAGUUCAAAGACACUCCCACCGCGGCCGGCGGAUUAUCACAGAGAAUCACUUCAGGAGAUGACCAGUCUUUAGUUGUGGAAUAUAAACCCGUGGGAAUGUUGAGAUGAAAUUUUCUCACGUAUGUCCGACGAGCUCAGUAAAGAAACAGCGAGUGUCACUGAAGGAGCUGAUCGCGACAUUCCUUGUUGUAUCGUUGGUGGGCAGCAGCGGAGCUUGUAACUUUGAGUGGGGUAAAUCCAUGACGAACAGCUAUAACGAUUCCAUCAAGGAGCUGAGAGACAUUCUUCCCACGGAUUACAAUCUCACGGUGUACCUGCCAAAUUCCACUGGAAUGGCCAGUUGCUGUCUAAAUCUACAAGCCUUGUUGUCACUGAAUCGAUCAUUGAGUCACCUACACCGGAACUCCGUGUUUCCGUUACAGAAUCUUGUCGCCACCGUCAUUAAUGAGCUGCAGGUCAUCAAGGAUUGUCCGGUCAUGGAAUCCUCAAACUGCCGAGUAACGCAAUGGAAUUCAACGCAUCUUCUCAAGACGUUGCAUGGAAACCUGCAGUCUUUUGAUGCGGAAUUUGACAGCAAGCAGUGCAACUUCGGUGUAUGCGUUUUGCACACCUGUUCUCCAGGACAAGGUAAUACGGUGUUGACAACCACAGCAGGUUCCACGGUGACCUCGGUGGAUGGAUUGGGUCAUUUCACCGAUAGAGCCGACCAAAUGCCGACGUCUCCAAUCGCGGUAACAAAUCCGCCAUCGCCAUCAGGCUGCACGCCCCCCAACUCCAGUGGGAAUAACCCAGACCCAUCGGCGGUCAAUGGCAGCCCGGCCAACAUGCCCGACAGCACGGAUGCUACUCCAUCCGCCCCAACCGAUGCCCUGAACAAUGCGUCAACGGUGCGCAACGGCAGCCUGGCAACCUCCACCCCCAGCCACGGACCCGAGCCAUCGUCGGCCAAUGCCAGCCUGACCAACGGGACCAAUGCCAGUCAAGUCAACGUUAGCCAGACCAGCGGAGGUGACCAAAGCCUAGCCAACUCGACGUCUCCGAACCCGGGCGCUGAGGGGAAGUUCCUAGCCUCUGUCGACUGCCUCACCGAGGAGGUGUCCACACCAAGGUCGAGGAUGGCCACUGUGGUAAUGGUGGUCAGCGUGUUGGUCAACGCUAUCCUCCUUGGCUUCCUCCUGAGGAAGAGACGCCGGCAGGCUGCUGCGCAGAUGACUGAAAUGGAGCCACUUUCAUCGGUCGGGGUGGAGCUGUGGUCAGAGAGACGGCGGAGCAGAAGUUGACAUGAUGUGGAAAGGGACUGAGAUGACCGGACUGGGACGUUCUCUCGGCGAGUUUUGCUUGGUGCUGUGUCCACCAUCUCUAUAGCUAGUCCAUCGGUCAAUCUCCAUCACUCGCUGCCCUUGCCUCAUCGGUCCGAGCUGCUCCAGCCCCCAACCCACCCCCACACACCCCCGCCUGCUCGUCGCAAGGACCGAAGAUGGAGGAGCGGUCACCGUGAACCCGCCGACAGGCAGGAGCUCGCUCCACCGCCGGCCAACCUUUGCCGCUAGGACUGACCUCUUGACCCUGCGGCCGGGACAGUCCAAUGGCGAGAGCUGCCAACAGCCACUGCUCGGAGAGGAGCUGGUCUUCUCAUUGAAAGAUAAAAUAAUAGGUGCAGGAGUAGGCCAUUCGGCCCUUCGAGCCAGCACUGCCAUUCAAUAUGAUCGUGGCUGAUCAUCCAGAAUCAGUACCCCCGUUCCUGCUUUUUCCUCAUAUCCUUUGAUUCCGUUAGCCCCAAGAGCUACAUCUAACUCUCUCUUGAAAACAUCCAGUGAAUCGGCCUCCACUGCCUUCUGUGGCAGAGAAUUCCACAGAUUCCAACCCCUGUCCCAGGCAAUGGGAUAGCUCUGAGGGCCAGCAUCGGUGCGAUGGGCCGAGUGAUCAACUUCUGAAAUCUCCCGUUCUGAAAACAGAAGGUGACGUACAACAUGGGCAGCGAGUUCCACAUCUGCACCGAGUGUGGUGACCAACUCUUGCCCUAGAGCACCACGGACACAGAAGCUGACCAUUCGGCCCAUCUUCUGGUGAAGUAGGGGUGAGCAGCUUUGACUGAAGCUGCCUGGUCUCGACCCGGAACGUUGCCCACUCCUUCUCUCCAGAGACGCUGCCUGUCCCGCUGAGUUAGGCCAGCAUGUUUUUGUGCCCCUGUGACUGACCCGCGUUGCUUCCUUGCUGGCAAAGGAUCGCUCGAAACAAAAGAAUUGCACUGAAGAUAUUUUAUCUGUGGACAUUGUUCGGCUGGGCUGUAAUGUUUUGUUUUGUUAUCGUUGUUCUUGUAUCUGCGGUUUAGCUUGGCACGCCAACAUUCAUCCUCCCCCCGCCCCCUG
This is a messenger RNA of Amblyraja radiata (thorny skate), 2605 nucleotides long. RefSeq lists its product as uncharacterized. Bases 341 to 1516 code for a protein of 391 amino acids. Gene Ontology annotation, cellular component: cell surface; membrane. Gene Ontology annotation, biological process: positive regulation of cell population proliferation. Gene Ontology annotation, molecular function: receptor tyrosine kinase binding; cytokine activity. The record is from RefSeq and is a predicted model, not a curated record. Lineage: Eukaryota; Metazoa; Chordata; Chondrichthyes; Rajiformes; Rajidae. The transcript is spliced from 9 exons.